Messenger RNA from Sarcophilus harrisii (Tasmanian devil), 694 nucleotides. RefSeq names its product cytochrome b-c1 complex subunit 9. The record is from RefSeq and is a predicted model, not a curated record. Gene Ontology annotation, biological process: mitochondrial electron transport, ubiquinol to cytochrome c. The coding region runs from base 317 to 508 and encodes 63 amino acids. The transcript is spliced from 2 exons. Lineage: Eukaryota; Metazoa; Chordata; Mammalia; Dasyuromorphia; Dasyuridae.
AAGGGCGUCCUAAAAGUGCGCUGCUCUCUGGGAGAUGUAGUUCGACCUCUCCUUUUGGCGAGCUUGUAAAAGCGAAUACAUUUUUUUAAAUCGGUUCUUGGAUCUGCUGGUCUACACAGAGUGGGAAAGAACUUUAGAGUAAAAGUUGAAAUUAAAAGACUAUCAGGUGGAAAGUUCGAAGGACGCCAAACUUAGAAAUGAACUACAAGUCCCAUGAAGCUUCGCGCGAGAAAGCUGUCCCACCCCCGUGAAGAGAAGGCUGAAGCGCAGGCGCGGGCGCAGGCGCAGGGGCGGACAAGACCGGGCCGGGGGAAAGAUGGCGUCUCCAACGAUACUCGGGCAGCUGUACUCUGUCUUCUUCCGCAGAUCGUCCGCCUUCGCGCUCACCAUCGCCGUGGGCGCCUUAUUCUUCGAGCGCGCCUUCGACCAGGGCGGCGACGCGCUCUACGAAACCAUCAACCAAGGGAAGCUAUGGAAGCACAUAAAGCACAAGUAUGAGGAGGAGUAGCUGCGGGUGCCAGACCAGACGCGAGAGCGAGGGGAGCGGGCGCGAUCUCCAUGGACGGCGGCGCUCGGCGCAGAGAAGACCCGGGCGGAGGCUGCUCGUGAGGUGCUCGGGGCGCUCGUUCCUCCACCUUGGCUGCAUCUGCUCUGAGAACCUACAAAUAAAUAGGAUGUGAAUUUAUCUGUGAAA